Molecule: messenger RNA, 1175 nt
Organism: Aureobasidium uvarum
Lineage: Eukaryota; Fungi; Ascomycota; Dothideomycetes; Dothideales; Saccotheciaceae
Source: the annotation of a GenBank genome assembly
CCAUGAGUCAAGUGCCUCAGUACUGGAUAGAGCCAAGUAAGCUCGAAAUUAUGAGAGCGCUGAAUGGCACUUUUCUCGCUCUUUCUUGUAUCACAGUGGCUUUGCGUGUAUAUACGCGGACGAGGAUUGUCAGAUGCUGGGGUUGGGAUGAUUGGUUUAUGCUUUUGACUUUGGCGGUAUUCAUUGGCGAAUGUACUGUGUGGUUGCUAUUGGCAGAUGUGGAGGCGAGACCUGCAUCCCUUGCGAACCUGGAGACAUAUGCANGCGUACCAUUCUCCGAUGAACAUGAAAUGAUGAACAAUACUGACAUCGUCUAUCUCAUCUGCGCGGAACAAGCCCUCUACAUCGCUGGUACCGUCUGCCUAAAGAUAUCCUUGGCCUUCUUCUUCCUGCGCUUCCUCAUCGUCCGCUGGGCCCGCUACACCGUCUGGAUCUCCGUCCUGAUCUACUCCACCCUAGCCACCGCUGUACUUCUCCUCGUCACCUUCGAAUGCGGCCUUCCGGGCAACUACGUCAUCAAACAAGCAACUGGCAAAUGCGUCUCUUUUCGCGUUCAAAGCAGCAUCGGAUACGCCCACGGCGCUGUCAACGCACUUACCGAUUGGGUGUUCCCACUCCUGGCUAUUCACUUUCUGAUUCGUUGCACCAAAAUGUCUUUGGCAUCCAAGGUUUCUUGCUGUGCCAUUUUGUUAUUGGCCGUGGUCGGCAGUAUUGCGUCCAUUGUUCGCACAGUAUAUAUCCCGGAGAUCGGACCAGAUGGCAACAUCUACUCGAGGAGUAUGGAGCCGUUGAUCUGGACGAUGAUCGAAGGAGCUUUGGGGAUUAUCGCUGCUUCGCUGGCCACCUUGCGACCUCUUUUCCAGAGAUUUGCGGGUAGGACGAGGGUCGCUUUGCAGAGUAGAAGUACUGGAUCUCGCUCGACCUGCAAAAUCGGCAGCUCGUUUGGCAGCACACUCAAUUGCUUUGGCUCUUCCGCGCGACCUGAGCUUGCCGAGUCGCCCCAGGAUUCCAUGGCCGAAAAGUGUGAUACCAUGGAUCUGGAAUCGGGGAAUCAUCCAAAGACAACCACGGUACCACUGCACUUGGGUGUGCUGAGCAGUGUAGCCACAGAGACGGGGAUGAUGACGAAUAUGGACAUGACAGGAACGAUUAUACGGGGCAUCGAGAGCGUGCCC